Messenger RNA from Drosophila kikkawai, 391 nucleotides. RefSeq lists its product as uncharacterized. Lineage: Eukaryota; Metazoa; Arthropoda; Insecta; Diptera; Drosophilidae. The record is from RefSeq and is a predicted model, not a curated record.
UCAAAGAGCAACGUUAAUAUACCUUUUUUUGAGUUUCUUAAAAGUUAUAGUUUAGAUCAGUGGACGCCUCUAAGGAUACUUUAAUGGAGAAGCUCCUGGAAACCUAUUCAGGCAACAAAACCCUCAGCAAUGGCGACAUGUUCGUGAUGAGCAAUUACUACUGUCCCUUGCUGAUGCUGUUGCUCUGGAUGGCCUCCAUAGGCCUUUUAAUUUGCACCUUUUGGUACUGCAAAUUCGUUAGAUCCGAGACGGUCACCACCUUUGACACCAGCAGCUUUGUGCUAAGGGAAAUGCACAUUAAGGGAUGCACCUGCUUGGACUGCCUGCAUCGCCAGUUAAACCAAGACAUGGAGCUUAAAAGUGUCAAGUAAAACAAAGGAUAACUAAGUUG